This is a messenger RNA of Suillus plorans, 2787 nucleotides long. RefSeq lists its product as uncharacterized. The record is from RefSeq and is a predicted model, not a curated record. NCBI's taxonomy places the organism in Eukaryota, Fungi, Basidiomycota, Agaricomycetes, Boletales, Suillaceae. Bases 1 to 2787 code for a protein of 928 amino acids. The transcript is spliced from 11 exons.
AUGCCUGCAACGAUUUUCACAGAACGCUCCUCAUUCCUAGACGAGAUGAUACGUCUAGAGGGCCGUGGUGAUGAAAUCCCUCGAGGAACUUGUAGUUGCAAGGGCGAAGAACCAUUACUUUACCGCUGCAAGGAUUGCUUUGGAGUGGAAAUGGUGUGCCGUGCAUGUAUUCUUCAACGGCAUGUGCAUAAUCCACUCCAUAGAGUCGAGCUGCUCGGCUUGCGUAUCCAGCUAGGUCACAACCCGGGAGAGACAUGCUAUAAUCCUGAACCUGCCGCCGGUGAUGAUUUUGUUGUCAUAGACGUCCAUGGUAUCCAUGAAAUCGGCCUUGACUUUUGCGGUUGUGAAACGGCCCAAAUUCAUUACAAACAGCUUAUUCGGGCUCGUUGGUUUCCAGCUACUACAUUGAAUCCUCAAACUGCCGCCACAUUCGCACUCAUGGAGUUCUUCCACCUCCUCACAUUUGAAUCAAAGGUAUCAGCAUACGAAUUUUACCACAGUAUCGCUAGACGGACAGAUAACACCGGCACCACACCAAUUAGGGAUCGUUAUUCAGCUUUUAUGCGAAUGGUUCGUCAAUGGCGCCACCUCAAGAUGCUCAAGCGAGCAGGAAGAGGCCAUGAUCCCAGCGGCGUGGAUGCAACUUCUGCUGGAGAAUGUGCCGUACUCUGUCCUGCGUGCCCUCACCCUGGAAAGAAUUUACCUGAGGGCUGGGAGGAUGCAUCGCAUGAUAUCAGAUGGAAGUAUGCUCUUUUCCUUGCCAUUGACGCAAAUUUUCGGCUUAAGCGGAAACUUGUCUCGAGCGAUAAUGUCGAUCCGAGUCUCAACGCCGGCUCAUGCUACUUUGUCGAAGAGAAUGCUUACAAACAAUAUCUGAGUGAGCGUGGUUGUGAGCCACAGGAGAAAAGCUCGUGUGUCAGUCAUAAUGCCGUGAACAUGGCUGACACAAAAUCAUCGAGGGGGCUUGCAGCCACGGGCGUUGGGACCGUGGACUGUGCGAGGCAUGAUAUGAAGCUUCCUAACGGAGUCGGCGAUUUGCAAAAAGGCGAAAGAUAUCUCAACAUGGACUAUCUGGUCUUUUCAGUGAUGGUCGGGUUUGCCGUAGUGGUAUUCAAUCUAUCAUACGACAUCGCCUGCCAAUGGCACAAGAAACUAUGGCCUCGCAUGGCGUCAAUGCCACCCCGACUGCACCUCACUGACCGCGAUAACAAGACCAUCCGUUUUUUCGUACCCAAAUUUCAUCUUAACGCUCACGUUCAAUCGUGUCAAACGGCAUUCUCAUUCAACUUUGGGAAGAAUGUUGGACGUACAGACGGAGAAGCACCUGAGAGAGGGUGGGCAAACAUCAAUCGUGUGGCGUCGAGUACCAAAGAAAUGGGGCCAGGAACAUGCCGCGAUACUCUGGAUGAUCAUUUUUCGGACUGGAAUUGGAAAAAAGUCACCAUGCUCGGUCAACGCAUGCUUCGCAAAGUCAAAGAAGCCUCGAGAAGAGCUAAACUUCAUCGAGAAGAGCUCAGCGAACUUCAGCGAUCGAUUCCAGCAUCAUCGCUCUCUGUGUGGAAGUUGGAAAUUGAGGCAUGGGAGGAGGAUAGCACGCAGCCCAACCCAUUCGAGAGCAGGGUCAUCCCCAUGACUCAAGCUGCUGUACGCCGCCAGCUGGCUGAGAAGGAGGCUGUAGACUUACAAGCUGGGGUGGAUGUUUCGUUGCACGCCGACAUUUCACCAAGUCUUCUCAUUGCAUCAGGCAUUGACUUGCAGGAUCAGCAACGGCGUUUGGCCGCGGACAUUUCUGCACUGGGUCAGCAUGCGACCGACAUACAGAAGACCAAGAUAUUCAAUCAAAGUAAUGCUCUACAACGCCGAUUGGACAUGUGGGCUCAGAUACAAGUCCUUUACAUGCCCGCCGUUGCUCCAAUCCGCGCUAUGGAGGACGCUUGUCGUUCUGAAGGCACUGCAGCACUCAAGCCAGAGUCAUUUCAACUCAGGCUACCAUCCCAGCUGGCCCCGCACCUUCCUUGCAACCAACAACUUCGUGAAUGUGAAUGGGAGCUCCGGUAUGCUCAAGCCCAUGACGCAUUGAACGAUGUUCGACAGCAUAUCCGUCUAUUCACCCACCUCAAUACAUUCAGGACGGCGAAUGUACGGGGUCAACGUGCCUCUACUCGUGCACGCACCGCUCUCAAUCUCGCAGAGCAGAAGAAGCGUGCAAGCAAGGCUAAAUACGAUGCUGCCCGGGAUGCACUUACUGCCCUCGCUCCCUUACUCGGAAAAUUCGGCUGGACCGAUAUCAUGCGCCCUCUUGGAUGGACUGACAUGAGGCCCAUGGGCGACUUCAUUCAAGGACAAUCCGAAGGUACUCGUGAUAUACCGUGGAUAUGGAAGACACCUGGAGUGCUGCAAGACAACGACGAGGGACUUCAAGAUUGUCUUCGCAUUGAGUGGUGCAAGGCAAGAGCGCAAGAGGCGCGUUGGUCCGAAGAAUUGCUGCUGUUGCUUGAAGAGAUGCAGAGGGUACUAAUGUUCUUAACUUGGCAGGGGACGUGGUGGUCUGGACUAGCUUCGGCUCGCCAUCAAGAGAGAUUGGCUGACAGUGAAGGGUCCAGGGCAUACGCAAACCGACAAUCCGCGCUUCGAGAGGCUAUGGCGGAAAAAUUCAGACAACGCUGGGCCAUUGUCCCUGCUGUCGUAGCCGCUGAGCUAGAUGACGAUGGCACACUGGACAUAGCUGAUACCGAUAGCACGAUGCUCACUAUUGAAGGCCCUCCACCAUUAGCUGUAGAAGAUUAG